Anopheles moucheti is the source of this 642-nucleotide messenger RNA. RefSeq lists its product as uncharacterized. The record is from RefSeq and is a predicted model, not a curated record. Lineage: Eukaryota; Metazoa; Arthropoda; Insecta; Diptera; Culicidae. The transcript has 2 exons. The coding region runs from base 1 to 642 and encodes 213 amino acids.
AUGAAGAUGAUUUCUGUGCGUGAUAUCGUGCUUGUGGUGCUGCUGGUCAUAGUGCCGGGGGAUGCAUUUUUCCUGAACAUGUACCGGGAUACACAGAACGGUGCCACCGGUAUGGCGUGCCGUUGGUACAACAUGCCAGCAUACGCGAAUGCCAUCGCCACCCAGGUACCGUCGAACGUGGGCUACGGCUCGACCGUCAAUGGCGGUAGCCUCAACUAUCUGACCGGGCUUGCCUCGAUGCUGAACCGUCUGUAUCCGGAGUCCAUCGUUGGUGCGUCGCCAACACGCCCGAAGGUGAUUGUGCGCGUCCAGGAAACGGGCCCCAUCGGGAACAGAAACAUCCCGGCCACAAUCACGCUCCGACCGGGCGGUAAUGCAAACCGUGAGUUAGAUUACAGCGAGACAGAUCCGCAGUACUAUGACGAGGACGACGGUAAUGCGUACGAUGAUUACAGUGAUCCUGACGGAUAUACGGACACUGUUACGUAUUAUGACAUGCCUGGGUCGGACAACCACGAGACCGGCAACGUUUUUCAGUCGUGGUACGGGACGCGUCUCAAUGCGCCGUUGGCAUCCGGCCGUGCAUCUAGCACGUGCAAUGUAUGCGCAACUUCAUCGUUGCUAAACCUACUGAUGGGAUAA